This is a messenger RNA of Adelges cooleyi (spruce gall adelgid), 1684 nucleotides long. It is a transcript of the gene Pus1, whose product is annotated as pseudouridylate synthase 1 homolog. Bases 301 to 1632 code for a protein of 443 amino acids. Gene Ontology annotation, cellular component: nucleus. The record is from RefSeq and is a predicted model, not a curated record. Gene Ontology annotation, biological process: tRNA pseudouridine synthesis; mRNA pseudouridine synthesis. The transcript is spliced from 7 exons. Lineage: Eukaryota; Metazoa; Arthropoda; Insecta; Hemiptera; Adelgidae. Gene Ontology annotation, molecular function: RNA binding; pseudouridine synthase activity.
UACCAAAGCAGAGCACAAUAUUACCUGUGCAAUAUAGUUACAAUAUUUUAUACGUUUAAAUUUCAAUUUCAGUUUAUUAUUAUAAAUUGUAAAUUAUUGAAUAAGUUAAAACUUAACUUACGUUAAUAAUUAAGCGAUACGGUAAAUCAGUUCGAAUAUUUUUAUUUUUGGGGUUUAUUGUUUAGGAUAAGAUUAUAUUUGUUGUGGUCCAUCGUGUAUUUAUAUAAUUUGAUUUACAUUGUUAAACAAUUUUUUUUUUUUUUUUGACUUCGCUUAUAAAGGCGAAUAAAAAUUUGCUAAAUGGUAUUAUUUGCUCGCGUUUUUUUUAGAAACUUUUUACCCGUAAACCCAGUUUAUAGGAAAUCGUCGAUUCGUCCUUUAAUUAACGUACGUACAAUGGUGUCCGAUCCAAUACUCCCACAAAAACAUGCGUUGUCUGAAGAUGAUGAGUCGGUUUCCGCUAAGAAACAGUGUAUAGAACCUAGGAUCAAAAGGAAGAAAUGUGCUAUAUUGUUGGCAUAUUCUGGACUAGGAUAUUUAGGUUUACAAAGGAAUAAAGGAACAAAGACAGUAGAAGAAGAGUUGUUACUAGCGUUAAAAGUCAAUAACUUAAUAACUGAUGAGGGUUUUGAACAGAUUCAAACGAUGCAAUUUCAACGAGCAGCUAGAACCGAUAAAGGAGUUUCAGCCCUGCGUCAAGUAAUUUCACUUUUACUACCUGAAGAUGUACAAAAAGAAAUGAUAAAUGCAUCUUUACCCGACCAAAUUAGAGUACUAGAUAUAAGAAGAGUAACUAAAGGUUUCAACAGUAAGAAUUCAUGCGACGGACGAACAUAUUCAUACACAUGUCCAACAUUUGCAUUUGCGCCACCAGAAGCAUCGUUAGAUCUUAACUAUCGUAUUGAUUCGACUGUUAGUAAUAGAAUUAAUGAGAUUGUAAAGAAUUUUCUUGGAUGUCAUAACUAUCACAAUUAUACAUCUAAAAAAAAGCCAGGUGAUCCCAGUGCUCAAAGAUAUAUGGUUAGUUUUUACUGCGAUAAGCCUUUUGAAAAAGAUGGUGUUGAAUUAAUAUCUUUAUAUGUCAGAGGUCAGAGUUUUAUGCUUCAUCAAAUACGCAAAAUGGUUGGAGUUAUUAUUGCAAUUUGUCGAGGCGUGGCCAAGCUUGAUGUAAUAGAGCGUUCGUGGAAUCACGAUCGUUUAGAUUUACCCAUCGCGCCUGGUUUAGGUUUAGUUUUAGAAGAAGUUCACUAUGACAAAUACAAUGAACGAUUUGGCAGUGACGGUAUACACGACCGGCUAGAUUUUGUUGAGCUCAACGAACAAGUUCAACAAUUUAGAGAGAAACACAUUUUACCUACUAUAACAAAAGUAGAAAAAGAAGAAAGCUCAAUGCUGUUAUGGUUGGAGCAGCUGCCACUACAUACAUUUGAUUUACGAAAUGAACAUCGUCACAUGAAGUCUGAUACUAACAAUGACACUAACAGUCCAGGAUUGGCGACUUUACAAGCAGCCGCAGAAUUAAUAGAAAAAGAAGAAUUAGACUCGUUAGACACAAGCGGAGACAUACCCCCUGACAACCUUUCGACCCUCGCUGAUGCCGCACAAGCUCUAAGCUCUGAAAAUAAAGUAUAAAGUAAAUUGGACAAUUAAAUAAUACAUUAAUAUAUAUCUUUUAUAACAUGUA